Molecule: messenger RNA, 1188 nt
Organism: Tripterygium wilfordii
Lineage: Eukaryota; Viridiplantae; Streptophyta; Magnoliopsida; Celastrales; Celastraceae
Product: proline-rich protein 3-like
Exons: 2
Coding region: 1-954 (317 amino acids)
Source: RefSeq, a predicted model, not a curated record
AUGGCGGCUCUUACCCAUGUUUUUUUUCCUAUUGCUUUGAUUCUCUUGUCAUCCUCACUCAUCAUCAUUGCCUCUGCUACUGACUAUGGCUAUGCCCCAAAACCAGAAGUUUACCAGACCAAGCCUAAAGAAGACGUCAAGUACCCUGAUAUCUACAAACCAAAGCCAGAAGAAAAUGUGAAAAUCCCUAAAGUUGACGUACCCAAGGUAGAAGUAAAUGUUAAGCUCCCCGAAGUCUACGAACCGAAACCAAAACCAGAAGAAAAGUACCCUGAAGUUGGCACGCCAAAGCCAGACAACGUUAAGUAUUCAGAAGUUGAGCAACCAAAGCCAAAUCCAGAAGACGUGAAGUACCCUGAAGUCUACAAGCCAAAACCAGAAGAAGCUGUUAAGUACACAAAGAUUGACAAGCCAAAGCCAGAACAGAAGUAUCCAGAGGAAGAAAAAACUAAGCCAGAAGAUGUGAAGUACCCUGAAGUUAACACACCAAAAUCUGAAGAAAAGGUAAAUGUCCCUUCCGGGUACGUCGACAAACCAGAUGAAGUAAAAGAAGAUCAGUUCCCUGUAUGUUUUGAAGGGCUCGUUCUCUGUAAAUCUGGCUCCAGCUAUGAGCCAAUUCAAGGGGCUGUGGCAAAGAUAAUAUGCACAGCUGUGGACGUGCUAGGGUAUGAGACAAGACUCCCAGUCUCAACCUGCAAAACUGAUGCAAAGGGUUACUACUUCUCAACAUUGGAUCAUUCUUUGCUCGAGGACGGACUAAAGCUCAGAGAAUGCAAGGCAUUCAUUGAAAGCUCUCCAUUGGAGUACUGCAAAGUUCCUACUGAUGUAAACAAAGGGAUUACUGGGGCUCUUCUCUCUACUUAUCGCAUCCUCAAUGACAGGAAAAUGAAGCUGUACAGUAUCAAUCCUUUCUUCUACACCACCGAGCCCAAAUCAGUUCCUAGCGGUUACUAAAUUUGCACUUUUAGCGUGAAUUCUUUCUGUUUUAAAUUUUGAGUUGGUUCUGAGAGUUUUGGAAGGCAAGUUUUUACUCUACUUUCUGUAAUUGUUGAUUAUAUCUGUGGCUAUGAGGUUCCUGCCUCUGCCACUUGAACUACCUGUAAUAAGCUUAAUUUUCUCUAUCAAUAAUUUGUGGAGUCAGUUUCCUUCUUUUCACCAUUGCUCCUUUAGAACUUAGUUAGAUAUGAA